Amoebophrya sp. A120 is the source of this 28657-nucleotide messenger RNA. Lineage: Eukaryota; Dinophyceae; Syndiniales; Amoebophryaceae. The record is from the annotation of a GenBank genome assembly.
UAAGUAUACGAGGCUGAAACUGACACUACACUUCUUCUUCUAGGUGCUUUGAUUUCAUCGACGUAAUGAAGCACAAAAAAAGAGAACUCAUGUCGAUUGUUGAAGAAGUUCUUGUUGAACAAAUACAUACUAAUAUGUCGGCCCGAGACCUCCGCUGGCGUCGCGGCGCGGUCGAGGUCCUGCUUGUCGAGGUCCUGCUUGUCGAGGUCCUCCUCGACUGGUGCUGACGCCUUCGAGUCGUCGUGAAAGCGAGUUCAUCCACUUUUUCACCUCCUGCGUUUCGUGACAGGAGCUCGCAAGCAUAAUAUAAAUCGCAGCAGCUUUAUUUUGCUGGGCGAUGAAUCCCUACAACAAUCCGCCACCCGGCGGUGGACCUCCUCCGAACAACCCGUACGGCAAUCCGGGCGGGUUCGGAAUGGGACCCGCCGGCGCCGCGCAGCCCGGCAUGCAGCAACCGCUGGGAGGACCGCAGCCCGGCGGAAUGGGGGGAGUUUCCGGCGGGGGGCUGGGCGGGCCCCAGGACCCGAACCAGCUGCAGCAGAUGAUGCAACAGAAGGAGAUGCAGUUGCAGCAACUGAGCCAGCAAUUUCAGAUGCUGCAGCAACAGAAGAACCAACAGGACGUGCAGUUGUUGGAGACGCAGUCGCAGUUGAGGUAUAAGUACUUACUUUCUCCAUGCCAGUAGAUUUGUUUUCUACUCGAAGCGUCUCUCAUCUACUGCUUUGCUACCGAGACAAUUUCGCAAAGUGCUUCGAUUUUGUGUAAGAUGAAAACGCAAUUGUGCAAAAAUUUCGGCGUUAGUAAAAAAAUACGAAAAAAAUCAAUUUAGAAACUUCGGCGCUGCCUCCCAGGAACUGGAUAUGGCUCGCCAGGCCAUGCGGGACCGGGAUCUGCAAGACCAGGAGCAGGGGCAGAAAAUGCGUGAACUGCAGAUGCUGCUGGACCGGGAGAGACAUUCGCGGCAGAUGCUAGACGAAGAGCUGAUGAAGACCCGCCAGGAGCGAAAUAUGCUGCAGGAGCAGAAUCAGCUAUCAGAAGAAUGCACAACUCUGCGAGAGCUUCUUCCCCUUUGUUCCCCGUGCAAUUUUUCCGUGUGGCAUAUUUAUUAAGCAGCACUGGAAAUAACUACAACAGCACGCACGAUGUAGCUUCUGCAUGGCGAGAACUCGUCGUCCACAGACGGACUGUAGUAAGUGGUUCUAGUUGAGCUAAUAUUUCGAGGACGCAACUAUCCAUUGGCCAAGAACAGUGCCACCAGGCUGCACGAAGACAUCAAAUCGAUUUAUUCUUCGUGUUUAAUAUAAUUUGUUGAUGAAUGCACAUUAUUUUUACACAAAGAAAAUAUCUGUAAGGGACGAGGGCCGCGAGAAGAGGUUCUUGCCCCGUGUCAUAGCAGAACAUGAACAGCCAAAACCAGCAGCAGGACUCGACGUUCCAAAAGUCGAUCAAAUCGCAAACGGAACUGCUGUAUCAAAUGCAAAAUUGUCUGGGUCUGGAAGAUUGCUAUGUUUGUCAUGCACAUUUUGCAUGACCCGUGAUGUCUGUGAUGUAUGCCCCAGCAUCACAAAUUUUUUGCGGGCAUCUUGAUGCCUAUCCCGCAUGAGAAAUCCUCUCUCCGCGGAGCAAAAACCGGACGCCUCUUGCUGCUCAUGCAAUACAGGAUUCCAAAAGUAGCAUCACAAGUUGCAUUCUUCCAGACCCACACAUUUUUGCAAUCCAUAUGCUGAAGCACCUAUCGGAUCUCGAAGACAUGAACGCCAAGUUGGAUAAAGACAACUCCGAUUUGAAGCGGCAGAUCGAUCUUCUGAAGUCUUCCGACAGCAAGCAGUAUCCAUGGCAUAAAAGUACAGUUUUAGUUUUAUCGCGCUCGUAGUCGUACCGAUCCCGAUCACAUAGAUAUUGAUUUUGCAUGAAAAUAGGCCCGUUUUUCAUCUUGCAGAAAUGUGCUGUCAUGUUGCGAUGCGUGUUUUAAUACACUAGUGCGAUACAAAUCAUACAUUUUGCAAUCCAUAAGCAGAAGGAAAUCGACGAGUUGCAUGACCACCUUGACGAAUUGGAGGCGAAGUUAUCCUGCUGAAAAAACGUCCGCACCCAGGACUUGUCAUGCAAACAAGUCGCAUAGUACUACCCACGCAUUUGUAUAAAGUAACGCGCGUCCCCUCCUCGGGAUGAAGUUGGAGAUUGGGAAGCAUUCGUAUUUCAGGUAUAAAACUUGUUCUAUCAUUUGUAGUGCUUAGUAAACGGGAGGAUAAGGGAAAGUAAAUGGCUUCGUGAAGAUGCAUGCGGCUGUCCUCCUUGCUAAACUGCACUACACUUCUACUGGCUGUACAGAGAGAAACAACUUUUGUCACUUGUCCACCCGAAGCUUCUCCAUCUGGAAAAUUUUCCAUUUUGUUCAUCUUUACUGCCCGGCGUGGGGACGUUUUUUCUCAGGACAGACAUUGCACCAGAGCGAAAAGGUAUCCAAGAAAAAAACUGUGUUAGUGUAACCUUCUUUGGUUGACACCAUCACAAAUUUGCUCUACAUGACAGAGAAAACCUGUCAUGCGUGGAUUGUAAGGGAAAACACACUUGAAAAGAGGACUUCAUGGCUGUCUGGCAUGACAGGCGUAACUCUGUUGCAUGUUCUACAUUACAGAGUUACACUUACACAGUUUUUUUCUUGCAUAAAAGGACGUGGAAGAGUUCGAGCGCGAGAACCACUACCUGUAUUGUGAGGAAAAAUCCCCCCUCCCCAUACCAAAAAGGGGCACCACUGAAAAUUUCUGAUGCUGAUUUGUGGCCACAAAUCGUCCCUGUAUUGCAAGAGGGCAAAGCCAGAAACUCAGCCGCGUUUCGCAGGCGCCUUGUAAUGCUGUAUCGCCUACAGAGGACGUGCCUGCCUUGCUAGGCGCGUCUACAGCAAAUCGCCCCUACUCAGGCACUGCAUUUGCCUGCAGUCCCCUACUGCUAGACAGAUUGGAUUUGUGUACACAGAUCCCGCAUCACAGAUUUCCGUGUUGCUAUGGGGAGGGGAAGUUUUUCACUCUGAUAACCUGAAAGCGACACUGGAGGAAAAAACGGUGCAAUUAGAGGCGGCGCACCGUUUCGAGGCGGAGUAUGAUCACCACGUGCACGAUGUAAUGACGAAGAAGGAGGAGGAACUGACCGCGAAAGAGAAGGAGGCGCAGUAUCAAAUACAAAUGCAUCAAAUAUGUAGUCAUCUGGGUCUGGAUGCGUGUAGAUGCUUGUCAUGCUGCUCUUGCGUGACCCAGGAGGUCAGUCUGGCAUGCAAGUCCUAGCAUCAAACGUCUUGAGAAAGUUUCUCAAUGCCUAAUCCGCAUGACACCCCCCUAACCGUUUGGUGCCAAGUUUUGAGCCGCAUUUGCUGUUCAUGCGUGACAGAUUUGUCUUGUGUUGCCUGAAAUUUGAAUAAACAGUUUUUCAGACCCAGACUGACAUAUUUGCAAUGCAUACGCAGGUCCUUGCUGCGAAAGUCUCCUCCCUGGAGCACGAGAUCAACGAGGUGCGAAAAAUCGCGGGUUUGAGCAGCAACUCGGGUUCACUAGAGGACUUGAUGAUAUGAAAUGCAAAAAUGUCUGGGUCUGGAAACUUGUGAUGCAAGUCAGUCAAUAACAAAUGCACUGUAUGUAAUGCGCCGCCAAGCAUGACAAGUUGCUUCGUGCUUCUGUGCUGCGUAUUCCGCAUGAGAAACUGCGUUUUUGCAUGACAGGCGAGAGAGGCUGUUUGUGGCCACGCAAUACAGAUUUAAGGGCCAUGCCAGAUCAGCAUGACAAAUCUCGCAUUCUUCCAGACCCAGACAUUUUUACAUUUGAUAGAUGACGAUGGUGCACGACCGGGAUAUGGAGAUCGAGCACUUGUACGAUCGCAUCGAGUAUGAAAUGCAAAAAUGUCUGGGGGUGGAAACUUGUGAUGCUACAAUGUGCAUGAUGAAAACACUUCCUAAUGCAGUCCGGCAUGACAAGUUCUCAAAACGCUUUCUCAUAGGCAAUCCGCAUGAGAAACUGUGUUUUUGCAUGACAAAAGAGGCUGCGACUUUUGUUGGUUAUGCAAUACAGAUUUUCUAGGUGUGGAAAGCUAGCAUUACAAGUUCCAACCUUCCAGACCCAGACAUUUUUACAAUCCAUAUCGACAAGCUGGAGACUUCGCUGGGCGAAAAAAUCGAACAGUUUAAGCACUACGAAAAGAACCACCCAUUUCAGCAGGAUACGCAAAGGAAAUAUGUCGUGGUCUGGAAACGCGCAAAGUUCUUUGUCAUGCACUUUAUGCAUAGUCUCAGUCCAUGAUGUUGCCUGUGAUGUUGUAUACCUAGCAUCACAGAUAAUUUUUUGAGGGCCAGUUGUACUUGAUGCCUUUACUCUCGCGUGAGAAACGCCCUUCCCGCGUAGCACAAAGUAGACUCCUCUUCUUGCCUGUCACACAAAAGAGAUUUUUUUAGAAAGAAUUAUCGAAAAACAAAGCAUGUUGAUCACAAGGAAGUCGCAACCUUCUAGACUGAGAUCGAGAUUUGCAAUGCAUAUCGGAAGAGAAACAGCAAUUCGAGACCAUGAUCGCGGAACUCCGUUCCGAGCUGCAGCACAAGGAUGAGAAGCUGCACGAAUUGGAAAAGCAGAAGUCCGAGUUUAUUCUGAGUAAAAACGCCCCCAUGCAAAUCUGCAUGCGAAAAGAGUUGCUCAUGCGGAGCCCGCCCAUGAGAAGCAUUUUCUAGUAGUCCUCGUGUUUUGCAAUUUCUGAUGCUAGAGCCAGCAUGAUAUGCUAGACCUGUGAUGCCGCUGAACUAGCUAAACAGGGCCACACUACGAGGACAAACUUGGCAUGCGAAACAACCAAAGCUGGUUGAUUUGUCUAGCUGAUCUCCCAUCUUGAUGAGUCUGGUGUGGGCGGGACGUUUUUAUUCAGGAUAGAGUUUCUCCACCACCUAUCUGGCGACGAGCCCGGCAAGGCUUUCGACUAUCCCUCAGAAAAAGACAGGCAUGUCAUAUUUGAUGUCAUGCAAACGCAAAUAGACAAAAUCUAAUCAAAUUCAAAUCUUCGUUGCAUGUUGUCCUAAACGCCAUGCUAUGUUGGGGUCGCCCAUAGCAGAUUUUGCUGCUGAACUUGAUAUUUUUGCAUUAUACAAAUAUCAAUAUGCCCUGCCUGCUUUUUUGUUUUCCGGGAUAUUGACUGGGACAAGAAGAUGACCGAGAUGCGGCUGCAAAACACGAAGCUGAAGCAGGAGCUGUCGGAGACAAAACAGGAACUGUCCACGUAUCUGAACGAAGCGAGUAAUAUCAUGUACGAAAACACGCUGUUGCGCCAGUGGUCCAACAUCCCCAGCGACCAAUUGCUCGACCUGUCGGAGGUGAAGUUGAAAGAAAAGGUGUCCGCGAGCAAGGCGGUGUCCAUGCAGAAGCAGCUGGUAUUGCGAGGAAAAAUCCCCCCUCCCCAGACCAAAACGGGACACUUCUGAAAAUUUGUGAUGCUGAUUUGAGACCACAAAUCGUCUCUGUAUUGCAAGAAAGCAAAUCCAAAAACCCCGCCGCGUUCUGCAGGCAAUUUGUAAUGCUGUAUGGCCUACAACGGAGGAUAUGCCUGCCUUGCUAGGUCCCUACACCAAAGCGCCCCUACAUCGGCUUUGCAUCUGCCUGCAGUCUUCUACUGCAACACAAGGCCGACUUGCGUACACAAAUCGCGCAUCACAGAUUUCCAUUUCGAUAUGGGGAGGGGGGAUUUUUCCUUUUGAUAGCUGGAAAAGGAGAUUUUGGAUCUGGAGGACGAGCGACUGCAGUUGAAGAUGAAGCUAUGCAAGAAAAAACUGUGUAAUUGUAACUCUGUAAUGCAGAACAUGCAACAGAGUUGCAGCUGUCUUGCCAGACAACCAUAAAGUCCUCUUUUCAUGUGUGUUUUCUCUUACAAGCCGCGCAUGACAGGUUUUCUCUGUCAUGUAGAGCAAAUUUGUGAUGCUGCCAGCCGAAGAAAGUUACACUAACACAGUUUUCUUUUGGAUAGAAGCUCCGGUCCCUGGCCGGGCUGGCGAGUGAGAAGUAUCCGGAGAAAACUACACGACGACCACGUCUCCACCCUAGCAGAGUCAAGAUGGCGACUUUGUUGAUUCUGUUUCGCAUGACAAGCUUGGACAUCGCUUGUAAUGUAGCACCUUGCUGUUUGAGGUAGUUUGUUGUUGUGCAGGCGCAUCACCAAUCAACUAUUGCCUGCGGAGGCUUGCUUCCGUGGUUGGCACAGUUGUCUUCGGCGCGGUUGUUUUAGCAUCAAAAAUCAGCUACCACGUCCUGACUCCAGCAUCACAAAAUUUCCAUUAGAUAGAAAAUGGCUCUCAUGUAGUGGGGGAUGCGCAACAUGAGAAACAUUUUUAGGCAUGAUAGAUGCUUUUGAUUAAAAUAAGUCUGGGGGGGGGACGUGUUUACACAGCACAAGAAAUCCAUUUUGUUCAACGGUAUGGAGCCGGACCAGAUGCUGCAGCUGGAGCAGAUUGCGGAAACCAUGCGUCUAUGCAUUGCAAAAGUAUAUCGUGCUUGGGUAUAAUUACAAUACAAAUUCAUUUUACCAAGAGAAAGAACGCUGUUGAUUUGCCCCAAAUAAACCAUAGGUCUGUCAUGCAUGAGACUGCGAUUACAACUACAAGUGCGAUUCCUUUGCACUGGAUAGCGGCGGGGCAGUCUGCACCUGCCCGAGACGGACAACAGCCGCGAAUUGCGGAAAAAGGUGGACGCACUCGAGUCCCAGCUUGCCCGGAAGGACAAGCAGGUGAGCGACAUGCUGAGUCAGCACGUCGACCGGAAAAUGGACGACGUGGUGUCCAAGGUGACGGAGCAGGCGCAGCUGAAAGAGCGGUGUCUGCUGCUCGAAAAGGAGAAUUUGGAGCUGAAGCAAAUUGCCCAGAGUGCGGGGGUCGCGGUGCCGCAGACCAGUGCCGCAUCUUCGGGGGCGUCCAUGCUGAAAAUGGCGAGCGGCCUCGCGGGGAUGAUGAAGGGGAACAACAAGACCGGGGGGCCACAAACGGCGGAACAGGACUCCGCACUGCAGAAGCAGCUGGCCGCGAUCCAGAAGCAGCAGCAAGACCAACUGGCCAUGUUCCAGCAGCAGAUGCAGCAGGGCGUGCAAGUUCGCGAGCAGAUUGGCACGCAGACGUCGCCGACGACGGACCAUAUGAAGGCGCAAACGCCGACGACCGACGGGAAGAAAAAGAUCUCCGCCGCGGGCGGCAAGCUGCUGGGCGCGGCCGCCAGUCUGCGGCGGGCGCAGGCGGAGGAACAGAAGAAAAAGCUGGAGGACACGGAGAAAAAGCUGCAGGAGCAGGAGAAACUGCUCGCGUCGGAGCAGAAAAAGCGCGAAGAGGACCAGAAAAGCCUGUCCGACGCGGAGAAGGCGAAGCAGGAGGCGGAGCGGAAGGCGCGGGCGCUCAGCGGCAAGAUGACGGAGGACGAAACCAGGUUGGCGUCGGCGAGGAAAGCGGUGGAAGAGGCGAGAAAGGAGAAAGAAGUGCAGGAAAAGGUACAGGAAAUGGGAUAUGAUGAAUUUUCAAGAACUGGUGGACAUGCGCUUGUCAUCGAUUAGUAGUCUUGAGGUCGUGGAUCAACAAAUUUAUUAUCGCUCUGUUUGCGCUGGCGCGUCAGUGAGCAGGUUGCUGGAGUUUCUGAGGUCGAGUUUUUGUCUGCAUGAUAGUGACAGUUGUACCUCCACAAAAACCACCUUAAACCUGAAACAGCUCGCCAAAGACGCGCAGAAGCAAGCCAUGGAAACCUCUGCCGCAGCCGCGUCUGAGCCGGCGGAGUCGGUGAUUAUGCCGCAGCUGCUCACCCCCGCGCUGACACCAGCCGCGAUGCAGGGACCGGGGAUGUCGUGUAUACUACUUACAGUGUUUUUAAUGUUAGUACUACUUCUACUACAGCACGACCAUGGGUCGUGAUGAGACUCAUUGUACUACAUUACCACCAGUAUAGUAAUUAUAAUCACAAAAAUCUUUAUCAAAACAGUUAUGCAGACUCCGAUGAUGCCGCAGUUUUCCAUGCCGACGCCGAUGAUGCCGGCCAUGAUGCCGCACUCCAGCCAGCUUUCCGCCAUGGUGAUGCCUUCGAUCCCCGGUCUGCCGCCCUCCGGCUACUCGCAGCUCUUUAACCAGGGCGUCCAGAUUUUGCCCAAGCUGCUCGGCAAGCAAGCCAGCGGGUCGUCGAGUGGCGAGCAGCAGCAGCCCAUGAUUGGACAGCAGCAACUACCCGGCCAGCAGCAGAACCAGAUCCAGCCCCGGGAUGUGGCGCAGUUGUACGUGCAGAUUGUGGAACUGUCGGAGGAGAUCGCGCGCCUGAGCGAAAUGAUAUGGAUUGCAAAAAUGUCUGGGUCUGGAAAAGUGUAAACUUGUCAUGCAGAUUUUCCAUGACCCAUGAGGUCUGGAAUGCGGGACUUAGCAUGACAGACUCUGCGAGGUCUCUGCCAUGCCUAUCCUGCAUGAGAAGCUCCCUUCCAACUUGGUCAAAAGUGGACAGCUUUUGGCUCUCAUGCAACACAGAUUUUUGCAUGCUUCAGAUUUACCAUGACAAGUUGCCGCCUUCCAGACCCAGACAUAUUUGCAAUUGAUAAAUGAACGACUUGUACAAGAGAGAUUUAGACACGCAGUUGAAGCAGGAGUCGAAGCUGAUGGCGAAUUUCGUAUCAAAUGUAAAAAUGUCUGGGUCUGGAAGAGUCAUGCUGUUUUUGCAUGACGCAGAAGGUCUGGCAUGGAAGCUCUAGCAUCACAGGUUUCGAGAAGCGUUCGCAAUGCCGAAUCCGCAUGACAAGUCCCUGACUUUGGUGACAGAAAGUGGGCGACUUUUGCAGCCUAUGCAUGAGAGCUUUUUCUGUGUUCUGAAAUGCGCACCACAAGUUUGCAUUCUGCCAGACCCAGACAUAUUUGCAGUUCAUAUUUCGAGGCGGUUUACAACGACUUUUUCAAGCAGAAGACUUUGUGGAUGGAGGAAAAAGACAAACUCGAGAAGGACGCGACGGAGAAGGUCAGUCUCGCGAACGCGCUGGAGCAGCAGGUGAAAUCCUUGAAGGCCACGCUCUCCUUAUUACAAUGAAAAAUGCCCCCACCCCCGCACUUGGCAGCAUUUGUAUUGCAAACCUUUCCAAUGGAGAUAUUGCCCGUCUUGCUUGUAUCAGCAUCACAAAUUUUCUAUGCUGAAUCGCUCAAAUUUAUGUUGCAAAGGAGCCCAACAGCAGGCGGAUCUGUUACGCAGCAGAUAUCUUGCGCUCGCGCUCCUAGAUUCUGGAUUAGAAACGCUCAUGAUCCUUUCAUGCAAGACAAAAGGCUUUCAUUUGGAAACUUUGCAUGAGAAACGUUUGCAAAUUCCGGGGCGGGGGUAUUUUUCCCUGUAAUACUCCUCCUCCACGACCGGAGGAAACUCCUCGCAAGCCGAAUCGGACCGGGAAAAGCUCGUGAAGUUGAUGCAACGGACCGCGAUCUUGGAGGAAAACGAGUCGAAGAUGGCGCGGAAGUACCAGGCAUUGGACCAAGAUUACAAGGCGAUAUCCCAAGUCGAAACGUCCCCACGCCAUAGUUGCCAUGCACAUUCAACAAACUUUAACUUGAGAUGUAUCUCAUGCGCGGCCCCAUGAGGGUCAUAUCUGAGUGCUAUCUGAGAUGAGUUCUUUGUCAUGCUGGAAUCAGGACAAGGCGAGCGAUUUGUGAUGCGACUGAGCAGGCUGAACACGACUAAGCUACGAGUAGCAAUUUGUCAUGCGCAGCGCCCACAUCUUGCGGAUUUGUGUAGUAAAGCCCCCAUCUUGGCUAGGGGGUGGGGACGUUUUUACUCAGGAUAAGCGACGAAGCAGAUCUUAGACACGAUUGAACUGCAAGCCUCCGAGGCGGAGGACUACUUGAAGCAAAAAGUGCAGCAACUCUCUCUGUGGAAGCAGCGGGCGGAAUCCAGCUUGUCUAUCGCGAGUAAAAAAAUCCAGGAAAUGGUGCCGAUGCAGGAGUACGAAAAGGUGAACAAGCAGCUCUCCACCUUGCUCCAGCGCGAGAUGGAUUUGCUCCGCCGACAAUCCGACCUGUACGUGUUGAACGCGGAGCGGGAAGACAAACUGCGAAAGCUCGUCGCGCUGGAGGAAAAGUGCGCGGAUUUGGAGCAGAUUCAAAUCGAGGCGGACUUCGAGUUGACGACGCUGCGGAACAAGUUAGAGUCCUUCGACGGGAACUUCAAGCAGGAAUGCUUUUUGUUCCGGUCUCUCGUGAAGCAGCUGCAACGAAAAUUUUCCCACUACGGCGAGUGGUACACGGAGGGCAUGUUUGCGGACGAAACCAGUAGUGAAAUUUCUCCCCCGUGGAAGAAAGUGGAGGACAAAUUGAAGGUUUUGAACUCCGACCACGACGGGUUCUUGACGUUGUCCGCGAUCUACGACUUUCUGCAGUCUUCCAUCGCGUCGAUCGGCGGGCAGCUCGAGUUGACACCCGAGGACAUGGAGACCAUCGCGAAAGCCUGCGGGGGGUCGAACGCCGAUCUGGGGCACUUGACCAUGACCGCGAACCAGCUGGGGACUGGCGCCUCAACUAGUACUGGGUUCGUCGGGGAAACCGAUGUGAACAUGAACGCGGGCGGAGGAGGACAAAAUGCGGCGGUGUCCUGGCCGGGGAAAAAGGUACUUUAGGAUUUGGCUUAUUUCUUGCGUUAUUCAAUGAACAUUUCUAGAAGUUUUACAACGAGGUGAGGAUGGUGAUUUCGCCAAAGAUUUUUUCUUGUGUUUUAUCUUCUCGAAUGUAGCAGCUGCAGCAAAAUGAAGCUUCUUCGUCUGUCACGACUGUGCCACAUCGAAUGAAGGCAUUGGCAUACAUUGAAGUGAUAGGGUCGAACCCCACUAUGAACAGGUUUCCCUCCUGGCCUUUGUUUCGAAGCUUCGCCUGUUUGGCCUGCAGAAAAAGUCCGGCGAGGACCUCUUUUGGGCGGCGGUGAAACAGCGCGUGCCGCCGCAGCAGGAGCAGAAUUUCUUCAAGAUGCUCCAUGUGUUCCAGAACAACAGUCAAUUCGUAAAGCUCGGGGACAUCUUCCAAGUGUUCAAAACCUUCGGCCUCCCGGCGUUUUUCGAGGAAAACACGCACGAGGCCUUGGCGAAUGCGGAAGAGCUGCAGAAGGUGGCAGCUUGGUGCGGCUACGACGAAACGAGCGCGCAGCAAGUGAUGCAGCAACAGCAGUACGACCACUUACCGGUGCGGCAGAAGCUGCUGCACAUCGCCACGGUAAACUACCAGGACUUUGUGACCAAGUGCAAAAAGCAGUUCCAGAACGCCAGCAGGAUGCUGCUAACCGAAGACGACGAGUUCAACCCGCCAAUGCCAGGAACGGUCGUUUCUAACAUGCAACAAGGUAGUUCUUAUGACGCGUCUUCUGGUAUUGGUUCAGGUUCUGGGCAGAACCAGAUGCCGCAGCAAUUUCUCUUUUACCCAGAAGAGAACAACAGUAUCCCGCAGCAAGUAGUAGUCCAGCAACAAUACAGCGCCUCGUCCAGGUUCGACACCAAACCCCAGGCCUCCAACACGCAGAUGGCUGCGCAGAUUGCGGAGUGGCGCAUGGCAGCGGCGAACCGCAGGUCGGGGGUUCUGGAGAUGGAGCUGAAGUCCAAAAUCAACACACAAAAGGAGCUGACGAAGCAGGUGCAGGAUUUGGAAAAUUUGACCCUCCGGCUGGAGAAGGAGCUGCACGAAGAACGACAGUUACGGGCGAACACGGAGAUCAAGCUCGCGGGCACCAUCACCUUGCAGGAGGUCGAGCCGAAAUUGAAGCUCGCCGAGUCCGUUUUGUUCGAAAACGAGCAGCUCAAGAUCCAACUGACGCAGAAGAACGGGAUUCUGCAGGUGUGCGCAAAGCAGUCGGAGAACUUGGAGCGGGUGAUCAAACGACGGCAGGAGGAGAAGAAGCACUUGCAGGAGACGAUCCGGAUGUUGCAGGCGUCUGAUGAUUUAGAGUUGAACGUGGGGAAGACGCAGUACAAACUGCUGCUAGCGCAGUGGGAACGAAGCUUUGCGAACCGGGAACUGUCGAUCGUUUCGAACGAAUUGAAGGAGGUGAGGAAAGAGGAAUUAACUCUGACGAGUAAUUUUGAAGAAACGAAGGCGAAAAAGGAGGUGGAAUUGAGCGAAUUAAGAGAAAAACUGGCGGAAACGCUGCUGGAAAACGACAAGUUGCGGCAAGACUUGUCGGCGAAAAACAGUUUCUCCGUGGAAAAAAUCUACUCUUUGACGAACCAAGUGGAGGAAAUUUCGAAGAGGAAAUCCGAGUUGGAGGAAGAUUUGAAAACGGUUCGAAAAUCCAAGUCUGUACUUUUGACCCAACUCGACGAGGCAAAGGAGCAAGCGCGGCAGGGACAGGAACUGUUGUCGGACUUGAAGAACGACCUGUUUGCCGGUGUGAACGCGAAGGGGGAUAGCAGCAUCAAACCAGCGGCAUUGGCGGAUGGCUCUAGUACUGUGUCCGGCGCACAGCAACAGCAGCCGAGUACUUCUACAGGAGCUGGUUUCAUAGACCACACGGCGGAGUUGGUGGAGUCUAGGAGAAAAGUGAUGCAAUUAGCGACGAAGCUGUCCGACGCACGACUCCAGGCGUUGCGCAACCAACGGAAGGCGGACUCGUUGGCCGAGCAGCUGGAUCAGUUGUACCGAUCGAACGACGCCAAGGAACACACGAUCGAGCAAUUACAGAAGCAGAACGCGCACUUUGAGGUCAAGAUGCAGCAGGAAGAGGAGAGAUGGCGGCUGAAAUUGCGGGAAGGACAGGAAGUGAUGAUGGCAAUACAGGACAACAGGUAAAAAUUUGUAGGGUUUUUUCGCAUGACAAAUUUUGAUGGUUCAUCGUUGUUUUCGCAUGACAAGAUUUUCUAUUAAAAACCUCAUUAUGAUGCUGCUUAACUUACAAUACAGACCUGCCGCCAUGCAACUGUUGAACAAGUCUACGGAACAAGCACCAGCAGGCAAUCUCUCGUCGAGGCAGAACGUGUCCGACUCGCAGAACCUCCGCAGUUCCAUGCGGCAGAAGUGGUCGCUGCAGUCGGGCAUCGAGGACAUUUUGGACAAGCUGCAGAAGAAAUCGCAGGAGAACGAGUCUUUGAAGGAGGAUCUGAAACACCAGGAGGAGAAGUUCAACCUCCAGCUGGACACGGUUUCGCGAAAACUGAAAAAUUCCGAGAUUCAGCUGAAAUUACUGCAGGCAAACUUGGGGGAUGACGCGGCGCAGAAGUUAAGGCAGGAACUGUUGCGGGAACAGGACGAGGAGGUGAAAAAGGUCGGGGAAGCGGCGAAGCAGAGCGUGAACUUGCUGCAAUCCGUGAUUGAUCAAAAAGAGGAACAACUUUCCGCCCGGGAGAAACAGAUACAGGAACUGCAGAUCAAAAUCAAGGAGGACCGAGGGUACCACCAACAGGAGGUGAACGAGUUGAAAACGAAUUUGAUCGCGUUGGAAACCCAACUGAACGUGCGGAAUUUGCGAGAGCAGUCGUCUGGUGCGAGCAGCGCGCGGAUUGGUGGCGGAACUACAAACAACAGCGGUCCUCUGGGAUCUGGCAGAGGGGAGCAAAACAGCAGCGACACGGCGUUGAAGGUGAUCAAGGAACAUGGAAAUCUGCUGGAAAAGCACCAAACCGAGCACGAGAAACUCCAGUCCGCGAUCCAGAGCAAGGACAGCGAAUUGUACACGUUGAAGGAGAAAAUCGCGCAGCUCCACCGCGAGCAGGAACUGUACCAGCACGAGCGGAAAGCCAUGGACCAGAAGCUGGAGCAGUCGGAGAAGAAUUACGAGGCGAGCAAUCUGGCGCGGAUUGUGCAGAUUUGCCGCAUAUCAAAUGCAAAAAUGUCUGGGUCUAGAAGGAUGUAAGACUUGUCUUGCAGAUUUUCCAUGACCCAUAAAGCCUGUAAUGCAUGACCUAGCAUCAGAGACUUUUAGAGAGCUUCCUGAUGCGCCUUCCGCAUGACAGAUGCCCUGUCUGCGUAGCACAAACUGGACCCCUCUUGCUGCUUGUGCAAUGCUAGUUUUAUUUUUCUAGAAUCCAAAAACAGCAUGACAAGUUCCAGACCCAGACAUGUUUGCAUUUGAUACCGCAAGCAGCUGAAGGAAAAGAACAACGAGAUAAAGAACCUGAAACAGAUGCUCGAGAAGUGGAAAACCGAGCAGAUCGAGCAAGAAGCAGAUAAAUUGCUCGCGAAGAAAGACGAGUCCAAGAUGGAGGACGAGAUCCGGCAGCUGAAGAAGACGAAUCGGACGUACGAAGAUCGGCUGGAAGACAUGAAACGAAGGCUAUUGACCCUCCAGGACGAAGUGAUCGCGGGGAAAUCGAAAGAAGCGUCGAACGCCAUGCUGAAUAGACAGUCGUUAGACUCGGAGCAGAAGUUGAAAGCGCUGUUGGAGGAUGCGAAGAAGGCGGUCACCGGGAAAAUCGACGAGGUGGUGGAGAAAGAUAAGCGAAUCGCAAGAUUGCUAGACCGGAUCGACGACCUGGAAAUCGAGUUGGAGCAAGUGAAAAAACGGCCGGGCGGGAUGACGAGCUCGCCAAACGUAAUCGGGGGUGGAAUUGGCAUAAGUGGCGGCUCGGCAGGUACUAUCGGCUCGCCCACUACGAUUACGGGCAUGCGGCAGCGGCUCGAGGAUUUGGAAAAUGAAAACGCGCGAUUGAAGCGCAAGAUCGAACGCGGUGGGAGUGCUGGUGGUGCCACUGCUGCUUCAUCUUCCAGCAGCGCUGUGCCUAGCGCGCAGCCACUGAGCGGUGAUCAAAGUGCUGUCAGAAUUCGCGACUUGGAGGACACGGUGACUAGGAUCCGGAGAGAGAGGGACGAUUUGAUCGUGAAGUUGAAUCAACAGCCAGGAGGCACUUCCCCAUCCAAUUCCAACUUCGGCCUGGCUCAGAAGAACGACCUGCUGCGCCUGCAGGUCGGGAAGUUGAAGCAGCGAUGCGAAAAAACGGUCGAGGAGUACGAGCAGUUGACGAGGCGGGCCAGGCAGAUCUUUUUACUCCUGCAACGGGGGAUGGGCUCGUUGGACGCGAGGGAGGCGCUGCAGCAGGAAUGCAAGAAGUUGUUGGAAGAGUUGGACAUGAACAGCAAAAAAGCGACGUCGUUAGACUUCUCGAAGAUGUCCCAGGAGAUCGGCGUCACUUCCUCGCUUGGCACGCCCACGUUAGGUGGGAUGUCUACUCCGACAAUCGGUGGAGCUGCUUCCUCCAGCUCUGCGUUCCAAUCGGGCCUGUCGCCACAGGCGAGUGCCGCCGCGAAUCAGGAGCUGCAGAUUGUGAAACAGGAGAACAACCGGUUGAAAUCGCAAUUAGACGAGCUCACGGCGUUGCAGGCGAAGGUAAGGAGGUUGGAGCAGGACAAUGUUGAAUUAGAGUCGUUGCGGAGACGAGUGCGGGAUUUGAGCAGUGCGUCCCCGUCCCGCGCUGGACUCUCUAUCGAAGAGGAGUCGAGGCUGCGAAACGACUUGAAACAAACACAGGAAAAGGUCUACGAGCUGGAGGUCACGAAGUCAAGACUGACCCGAGAAGCGGCGGAGCGCGGUGGAAGUGCUGUUGGCACGACUACUUCUGCUGCCGGUGCUAGUAAUAGUGCGCAACUCGCAACUUUGACCAGCAGAGUACAGCAGUUGGAGGUGGAGAAUCAGCAGCUGCGGCUGCGGGCGACAAGCUCAACAUCCGGAGUGCUCGGGACAGCAGGAGCUUCUUCAAGUUCUUCUUCCACGACCGAGGUCACCACCCUCCGAACGCAACUGACCGUCGCCCAGGACCAAAUUUCCACGCUCGACCGCAGACUCCGCGAGGAGCAGCAGGAGUUGACCCGCCUGCGGGAUCAAAUCGUCACCGGGAAUGUGGCUGUGAAGGACCCCAGCACAGCACCACCCGCGGGACAAACAGCCGAAGCCGCGACUACGCUUUCUGCGAAGGAGCUGCAGUCGCUUCGGGAGAAGGUGAAGCAGUUCCGCGAGGCGUAUGCGGUUGUGACAAACAAUAACGGGAAAUUGUUGCAGUUUCAGAAGGACAUGAGGGACUUGAUCGAGAACCAACAGAAGGAGGCGAAGUUGGACGACGCGAACGUGAACAGGGUUUUGUUUCAAAUCCGGAAGCAUCUCGCAACCGUACAGUUUCUCCCAGAAACAACCAACCCCGACGACAUCGCAGCGUCCUCUAGUCCAGACCGCAACGCGUCGAAAACCGAUCUGGCCGAGGCGGAGGCGAGCCAGAAGCAGCAGAAGGUGUCCCAGUCCAUUGCGAAUUUGGUGGAGAAAAACGCAGCGUUGGUCCAGAAGGGUACGAACACCCGGGAGUUGCUGCUGAAAUUGGACAAACUGAAGUCCAAAUACGACGGCCAGGUCUCCAUCGCCUCCUUCGAGACCGCAACUUUGCUCAGGGAGCUCCGCCGCUUGUGUCAAGACGCGAAGGAGCAGGGAAUGCUGGCGGUUGACGUAGCUGAGGGAGGUGGUGCUCCUACAACUUCUACGCCUCCUGCGGCUUCUACGUCGUCUGCCGCGGCAGGUGCAACCACUGCGACAGCAUCCUCCGCGCAGCAGUCGCAAACCGCGGAAAUUAUCAAGAAGUUGGAGGAGGAAAGAUACAGCAAUGAAGAGUUGAUCAAGGAUAUCACGAGAAAAAAGUGUUACAGUUACACAUUUGUUGGAGUUUCUGCAUCACAAAUUUUCUUCGUGUGGGAGGGAAAACUUGUAAUGCGAAAAUCAUAAGGCUAAACAGGAAGGAAACGAGGCUCCCAAGCAUUUCCUGCAUGAGACAGGUUAUCUGUGUUGCCGGUCUUGCAACACAGUGUGUAACUGUAGCACUUUUUUCUUGCGAUAAAGGAACUCCGGUUGAAAAUGAGCAAACUCGAAGACGAAAACCUCUCCCUGAACCGCGCGAACACGCGUGGGGAUAGCUCCAUUGCCGAAUCUGGAAGGAAAAUCACCGACUUGGAGAAAACCAUCGCGGACACCAAGCAGCGGCUGGAUCAGUUUCACUCCUCAAUCACAAAAGCGCUGAAGGAAUCGCAGGACAAGGCUACGGUCGCGGUUCGCGCGCAGCAGUCCUCGAUGAUCGGUCGUCCGGGGAGUCCGACCAGCAUGAUUCGGCCGGGCGGGGUGGUCGGUGCGGGGAUGGUCGGGUCGUCCAUGUACAACCGGCCGGGGCAGGUUGGUGCUGUUGGCGCGGCGACGACGGUGCCGAAAACGAUUUUUGACCAGCUGGUGGCGGCGUUGCAAGCCAUUCUGGACACGGAAACGCAGAAGAACCUGCUGGGCGGACGGGCAAGUACUGCAGGAGCUACUUCUUCCGCGGCAGCGGCCAGCAGUAGUCUCGUGUCGUCGCUAGUAAGCGGCGCGGGAGGUAUUACUGCUGCUGCUGGGGUAACAGCAGCUGCUGCAGCUCCCCCGAUCGUGAUCGACUCUUCGACAUCAAGCACACCGACAGUUAGUGCCACCACCACCGCUGCGCAGCCCACGACGGAGUCCGUCGCGGCACUGCAACAGACGGUGACCAGCCUGUCGGCGGAGAAUAACAGACUAAGAGUGCAGGUGCGGGAGCAGGAUCAGCAGAUCGUGAACAUGAUCCAGAGCAACCCGGGCGGUCUGAACCCCGCGAACUUCGAGGGCAGCCACUCCGCCGCGAACGCGAGUUCGCCCGAUUCCCCCGAUAAUUACCUCCCGACGAACUCGCUGACGGCCGGGCUGACUUCUGCUGGCGCAGCUCCGCAGCUGUCCGCGACGGCGCAAGCCGCAACGUCGACAGCGAAUGUGAACGAAGUGGAGUUGCUAUUACAAUGAAAAAUGCCCCCACCCCCGAACUUGGGAGCAUUUGUACUGCAAACCUUUCCAAAUGAAACAUUCGCCGUCUUCCAUCUAUCAGCAUCGCAGGUUUGUAACCGUGAAUAGCGAAAAUUUGUAUUGCAAAAGACCCCAGCAAGAGCGGCGCUCAUCAUGCUGGCGAUGCGAUACACGCCUGGACUCUGCAUCAGAAAGAUUCAUACUCCCUUUAUGCAUGACAAAAAGUUUUCAUUUGGAAACUUCGCAUCACAAAUUCUUGCAACUGUGGGGGUGGGGGUAUUUUUCACUGUAAUAGUUGCUCGCGAAGAAGCUGCAGCAGAUGGAAGAUUUGUACACCAAAGCCUCCUAUGGAUUGCAAAAAUGUCUGGGUCUGGAAGAUUGCAACUUGUCAUGCUGUUUUUGGAUUCCAAAAAAAUCUGUAUUGCGUGACCAGCAACAGGAGUUCAGUUUUUGUUACGCGGAGAGGGCAUUUCUCAUGCGGACUAGGCAUCAGGAAGCCCUCUAAAGAUCUGUGAUGCUAGAUCAUGCAUUACGUGCGUCAUGGAUCGUAGAAAAUAUGCAUCACAAAUCCCGGAAUCUUCCAGACCCAGACACUUUUGUACUUGAUACCUCCACCGAGUGGCAGAGAUCGGUCGAACAGGUGACGAAGUUGUCCAAUGCGAACGCGUAUCAAAUGUAAAAAUGUCUGGGUCUGGUUCUGGAAGCUUGCCAGGUUUGUCAUGCAUAUUUUGGAAGACUCAUGAUGUUGGUGAUGCAUGCUCCAGCAUGACAGAUUUUUAGAGGCCUUUGUGAUGCCUCUACCCCAUGAGAAAUGCCCUCUCCGGGUAGCACAAACUGGUGGAGUUCUGUUGCCGGUCAUGCAGUGCAAAUUUUUUUAGAAUCCAGAGACAGCAUCACAAGUUUAGAAUCUUCCGGACCCAGACACUUUUGCAAUCCAUAACGCGAGUCUGAGCGAAAAACUGAAGGCCAUGGACGUGUUUCAGACGAUCGACGGGGAGCAGAAGCAGUCUUUAGCGACGGUCAUUCAACAGCUGGAGCAGCUGGAAAAGGAGAAAAAGGGAUAUUUGAUCGAAAUCGCGAAGGUGAAGGAGUUAGAAAAAGACAACAAAGCCCUGAAAUCCGAUCUGGACAGAACCGAAAUUUUGAAAAAGCGGCUGCAGGAGGAGCUCGCCGGCCUGGAAUAUUUGAAACUCCCCGUUUCCGGCAGCUCUGCCAGUUCGAAGACCUUUGCGCAGAACGUGGACUCGCUCAACGCCGGGCGCGGCGUUCGGGAUUUGGUGGAGCGAGUGGUGGUUUUGGAGCACAAGAACGAGGAACUGGCGAAGGAGUUGCUCGCGCUGAGCGCAGCUGCAACUUCUGGAGGCGCAGCCAGCGUGGCACCGUCGGCGAGUAGCAGCGCCCUCGCCGGGGCGGGGAAGGAGAAGGGUAGCAAAUCUGCUGGAAAUACGAAAGCUACUUCCUCCUCCCACGUUCCAAGUUCUUCGCACAAGAAGGAGGUGUCCGUGCAGGAGUUUGAACAUGUGAAGAAGCAGCUCGCUGAAGCGACAAAGAUCUUCGAGAUGGAGCUUUCCGACCGCACGGAAAUCUUCCAAAAGCGGAUGAAGACACUCUGCGCGGAGAUCGAAACGGCCGUGGAGGAGAAGGACCAGGCGAAUGCCAAGACCGAGCAGAUGCAGCAGAAAAUGCAGUUUUCGGAGAAUGAGGCGAAGGAGUUGAAAAAAAUCAUUGAGAAGCUGAAUGAUAGACACACGGUCGAUAUCGAAAAGGCGGGAAAUUUGGCGAACGACGUGCGGAUCUUCGAGCGGGACGCGGAACGCUACAAGCUGUUCCGGAGCAGGAUCGAGUGGUUCCAGAAGAAUCUGUUGACAGAUUUGACCACGAUGCAGAACAGCCGAGGGGAUAGAAAACCGAACGAUGAUAAGGAGAAGAAAGAACAGCAGGAGAAGGAAAACGAGGUAUUUCUGGAUAAACUGGAGGACGGUUUGAAAUACUUAUCGAAGUACAUCGACGACGAGGCAACCUACACGGCGAAAACAAAGCACGACUUGGUGAUGAGUUCGAACUUAUUGCGGGAAGACCCGAGAGCGUUCACGGACAUUAACCCAGCCGAGGUCGUCGUCGGGGAGAAGAAGACCGACGCCUCCACAACUCCCGCAGCUGUGGAUGUUGAACAAGGGAAGAGAGACGAGAAGAGCUCUUCCUCCACUCCAGCAGAGGAACAAAAAGCCUCGAGUUCCACGACAGGAAAAAGUGACACCAAAGAACAACCAGACCAAAAACCACCUCUGACAGAAGCGUCCGCCGAGCGGCAGGCGAAACUGUCCGUGAUCACAGACGGCGAGGAGCUGAAGCAGAAGCUCUUCGACUCGGAGGAGGACCGGGCGAACGAAAAGCAGCGAUUUCACACCCGACUCGCCUAUCAAAAGGAAAAAUCCCCCCUCCCCAUAUCGAGCACGAAACUUGUGAUGCUGUAUUCGAGUACACAAAUCGCCUUGUAUUGCUAGAAGACCAAGAGCCGCAGUUGUGGCCUCGUUUGCAAGCAAUUUGUCAUGCUGUUUCGCACCUCCAGCUGCCUCCUGUCAUGCUGAAGAUGCAAGGCCUUCCCACGCCGCCCAGCACUACAGUCCGUAUCUUUUCCCUUCUAGCAUGACAACGCUGAUUGGUGACCACAAAUCUGCAUCACAGAUUUCCGUUUUGAUAUGGGGGGGAUUUUUCUUCAUGAUAUCACCGAACUGUCCGCCGUGAAUAUCAAGUUGGAGAAGAGACUGCAAGAGGUUGGCGCCAUGGUAAAGGUCAACGUCGACGGCGAGCCGAAUUCGGUGACGGCGACGGAAUUCUUCCAGAAACUGGACAAAACGAGCAAAGAGAACGAACUUCUCGCGAAGCAGCUCGAGCUAACGAAAAAGCAGAACGAAGAUUACCCAAAACUGAAGAUCGAAAAGGAAAAGCUGGAGAUUCUGUUCAAGAGACAAUCCGAAGAUUUAAGAGCGUUGGAAACGACCAAAAAAGGUCCGAAGGGGAGUAGUACCGGUUCUGUCGACGUUUCUUCGGGCGCGAAGCUGCAGGAACUGGUCGACAAACUGUUUUACCUCGAAGCGGAAAACGACGAGCUCCGAAAAUCCGCGAACCACCCGAAGCGCAGCGGAAACUACCUGCAGAAGGCGCAAAACGCAACGGCUGGCGCGGCUUCCGCGGAGAACGUGAGGUUGAAGAAGAAAUUAGCCGAGCUGUAUCAUAUGUAAAAUCGUCCCGCCCAACCCAGAGUCAAGAUGGGAAAUCGGCUAGACAAAUCAGCCAGCUUUGCUUGUUUCGCAUGACACGCCUGUCCUCGUAGUCUAGUCCUGUUGAGCUAGUUCAGCAGCAUCACAGAGCUAGCAUAUCAUGCUGCUCCGAGCGUCACAAAUUCAAAACACAACUAGAAAACGCCGCGCAUGGGGCUCCUCGUGAGAAACUUUUUUAGCAUGCAGAUUUGCAUGAAGACUCUGGGAUGGGGACGUUUUUUACUCAGGAUAAGCUGAGCAAAAUCUUUGACAUGGAGAUGCAAGAGAAGAAGGAUUUGUUCCUGACACGGGCGAAACGGUUAGCGACUGAAGUGGAACUUGCCACCGACGUGAAAAACGAAUCUUAUCCUGAGUAAAAACGUCCCCACACCAUAGUCAAGAUGGGGAAUCUGCUAGACAAAUCAACCAGCUUUCGCUGUUUCGCAUGACAAGUUUGCCCUCCUAGUGCAAUCCUGUUGCGCUAGUUCAGCAGCAUCACAGACCUAGCAUAUCAUGCUGAUUCUAGCAUCGCAAACUCCAAAACACGACUAGAAAACGCUUCUCAUGGGGCUCCGCAUGAGAAACUUUUUUGGCGUGCAGAUUUGCAUGACAGCUCUGGUGUGGGGACGUUUUUACUCGGCAUAAAUCCUUGGAAAAAGCGACGAGUUUGUCGAAGAAACUGGAUAGUCUAGAGAAGGAGAUGCUGCUACUACAAUGAAAAAUGCCCCCACCCCCGAACUUGGGAGCAUUUGUAUUGCAAACCUUUCCAAAUGAAACAUUCGCCCUCGUGCAUCUAUUAGCAUCACAGGUUUCCAAUCGUGAGCAGCAAAAAAUUGUAUUGCAAAAGACCCCAGCAAAAGCGGCCCUUGUCAUGCAAGCGAUGCGAUACACGCCUAGGCUCUGCCUCAGAAAGAUUUAUACUCCUUUCAUGCAUGACAAAACGUUUUCAUUUGGAAACCUCGCAUCAAAAAUUUUUGCAAUUUGAGGGGUGGGAGGCACUUUUCACUGUAAUAGCUGCAGACAAAGGACGACCUGAUCCAGUCAAACAUCAAUUACGAACGGGAGCGGACGAAAGCGGACAAAUUCGAGCAGGAGAUGACAAAAUUGCUGGAAAAAUUGAAGGAAAACGAAUCUUCCACCGAGGCGGAGCAGAUGGCGGCCGAGGUCGCGAAGAUGAAAACGGAAGCGGGCGGAAGUGCGGGAGCGGCGGCUAGUAGUAGUGGGCAACAGCAACUGGAAGUAGAGGACCAAAAGGCGUCGGAACUGCAGCAGCAGGUGGCGAAUUUGGAGAAGGAGAAAAAUCACAAGUGGUCGAAGUUGUCCGAGGCGGAGAAAAAGGGCGAGUUGUUUUCCUCCAUUAGAUCCCGAUUAACGACCGAGGGAAUUUCGUUCCUGCAAAUUUUGAAAGCGGUGGACACAAUUGUGAACAGGAGCAGCAAGAAUUCUAUCUCGGGCAAAUUGCCGCUCCGAAUAGUGCAAAAAGCGUUGAAUCAACUCCCGCUCUCGAUCACCGCGCAGCAGCUAGACCAGGUCUUCACGCACGGCAGCGGGAAGGGCAACAGUUUGACGAGCUUCUUGGACGUGGACAACGACAACGCCGUAAAAUACGUCGAGUGGCUCGCUGCCGUUUUGGAAGUGGCGAACGCGAGUGCGAAGUCCAGCUCCGACGCGGAGGCGACGCAGGAGUUCGUGUUUGAAGAAAUGGAUCCUGUCCCCCUGAAAAACACGGACUUCCACUUCGGGCUGCUAGGGAAUUCCGUCGACCCGCUUUCUGGCAAGAACAUGCUGCGGGGGUUUUCCCUGCGAACGGCUCUGCGCGUCGUUUUCUCCAUCUGUUUGGAAAAAGAAGUAGAACCACAAAACACAGUGGUGAUUACCUCGGACGAAACUGUGAAGAUUUUGGAGCAGGUGAUCAAUUCCUUUUUUGAAUUUCUGAGCGAACAGAAAGCGAAGGUUCUGGUCCAGGAAGUUCUAAACAAGGUGCUCUCAUCUAGCAGCAGCGGUGAUGUGCCAUCUUCAGAGGUGGAAGGCAAAAACGCUGCUGCGCCCCCAACCCUUGCGGCCCUGGAGCUCGAGUUCGUCUGGCUCCUGGAUACUGCCUUUUUAACUUCUCGAGGGGAGUACGAGGCGAAACAGAUGCUGCUAUCCGAGGAGAAAGAAACCCUGCACAUGAUGAACUUCCUGCACAAAGAAGCAGAGAGUAAAGCGGAAAAUGAGAAUGCGCCGGGAGGUUCCUCCAGCAGUAGCACUUCGAUGGUGAUCAAGUCGAAGGACCAGGGGCCGUUUGCGCAGUUACGGAAGAAGGUCGCGAGGGAAAAGUUGAACAUCCGGAAGUUGUUCGACAAAUACUCUGCGAAGGACGAGUUCCCCGGCGGGGAGGAUUUUCUUUUCGCGAAAAACUUCCAACAGCUCGUCAACGGCGAACUCCCGCCCACGGUGCACAUUUCGAACGGCGCGGAGACGGUGCAACCAAGAUACAGUGACGGUCUACUGGAGUACAGCUUCGAGGAGGUUGCGCAGCGCUAUCUGAAGAAGAUGAACUAUCCGCGAGGGUUCAUGCAGUUCCGAGAUUUCGACUUAGAGCUCCGCGGGGAAACGUUCCCGAACUUGUUUGAGAAGAUCCGGGCGAAGAUUUUGAAGAGGAGAAAAACUUCUGCGAGCAGUAAAAUGGGGGAAACAGCUGGAAGAGCAUCCUCCGUCGAGAUCGAGGAGGAAGUUGCGGAGCAGGAAAUCCGCAGUGCGCUCCCACCAUCCUCAGAUUUGUCGGGCGCCGAGUCGGACAGGCUCACGUAUCCGGACCUGGACCACUUCUUGCACAAACUCCAGUUCGAGAAGCAGGAGUUCAGCAAAAGGGAACGGCUGCAGGUCGUGGACGAGGCGAGCAAAUCACGCAAGGAGUUCAUCUGGCGUAUCAGAAGUUCGCACCUACUGCAAAACACGAUCCAGGUUCUGAGGAACACUUUGAUAGAAAACAAGUACAGCUUGAUGGACGCUUUCACCCAGGCAGAUGAGGACCGCGACGGGUUCUUGUCUUACGUCGAGUUCAAGAACCUGUUCGAAAAUCUGAAUCUCUUCCGCUCGGUCUCCGGGGUGAGUGUCUCCAAGGCGGACGUCUCCAGCUUGUUCAACGUGUUGGACCAGGACACGGGAAGUGGCAUGUUGUCCUACCAGCAGCUGCAAGGAAAAAUCGCGUACCCCGACGCUGUGGUGGAGAUGUCCUGGGCGACGAGUGCGAAUUCAAUUUCGUCGUCAGCCGACGGCGCAACAAGUGCCGAACAACAAGUGCCGAUGAAUAACAGCGCUUCUUCUUCCUCUUUGCUCUCCUUCCCGGAAGCCGAGGUUGGCCGAUCGCGGCAGAAAGCGAGCCAGUGGCUAGCGGGUUCCGCUUUGCCGAUCAUCAAAUCCCGGCUGUACAGCUACAUGAAGCAAAACCCCGGCGCGGGUUUGUCCAUCCGCUCCGUGUUCGCGCAAUUCGACCACCGGGGGUUAGAAUCUUUAACCGCCGCGCAAUUUAAGAAAGCGGUGCAGACGAUAACGAGCAGGGGGACCAACCCACAGAGCCUAUCCGAGCAGAAGGAGGAGGAUGCUGCGAUUUCCAGGAUUUUUGAGUUUUUGGUCUUGAAGCAAGACUACGCAGCAGGAGCCUCGUCUAGCGAGCAGCCGAACAUGAACCAGCAGAACCUCUUGAAAUUGGACUUCCUGAUAAAGUCCAUUCAAGCGGCGAAGGACGACGGUAAUAACGAUAACAACGCGAGUAAGUGGACGGAGGCGAUGCCGGCGGUGUCGGUAAUCCACAAUGCGUUGAACCAGCAGAAACUCUCUUUAAUAAAACUACUCAAGGAACUCGACCCCCUCCGAACAGGGAGAGUUUUGUUCCACAGUCUCUGCGGACAUCUCGCCCGGCAACUGAACUUGAAGCUGGAAACCGUGCGGAAGCUCCACUUGCUGGUGAUUUUAGAUAAAAACGGGAUGUGCUUAGCGGACGAGGUGUCCAAGGUGAUUCUCCGCGAUUUCCCCCUGCGGAAGAUCGCAGGAGGGAUAACGUCAAGCGCGAAUAUGAAAUCGGCAAAGAACAAUAUUAACCUCCCACCUCUGGAGCAGGAAGCUGCGAACAAGGGCUCGAGUAGUAUUAAAGCAGGAGGAGCCACGUUAACCGCGGACCAGCAGCUCGCGCGCAAAUUGAAGAAGCAGGUCGAGAACCUCGGGAAACAGUUGAAGCAGGCCGAGGAGCACAAGGAUUACUUGGAGAAGGAAUUUCACAAAGUGCAACUGAUCAACAAGGAGAAUAGCAAGGCGAACGAGAUCCGCGAGAACUCCAAGAAGUUGGAAGACCAGGUGAAGAACUUGCAAGCGGAGCUCGAGCACCACCAGAACAAGUCCAGCAACGCGGAGAUUGAAAAGUUGAAGACCACGGACCAGUAUCGCAGUCAAAUUUUCGAGUUGGAGUCGAAAAUUGAGACGAUGGAAAAGCAAUUAACCAUUGACGCGAAGGAGCUGCUCGAGCAGGAGAAGCUGAACUCGAAGCAAUUGCAGGAGGAGCUGGACAAGGUGAACCAGCAGUGCGUAUUGUGAGGAAAAAUCCCCCCUCCUCAUAUUAAAAACGCAGCCGGCUGAAAAUUAGUGAUGCAGAUUUGUGAUCACAAAUCCUGGCUGUCUUGCAAGAAGGCAACUCCAGAGAGUCGGCCUCAUUAUGCCAGCCGGUUGUAAUGCUGUUGGUCCUACAGCGUAGACUUUUGUCAUGCUGAGCGGGUAUGUCAAAACCUCUAUGCUCAGGCUUAGCAUAUGUCUGCAGUACUCUACUGCAAGACUAGCCCGAUUUGUGUACGCAAAUGCAGCAUCAGAAAUUCUGUUCUGGUAUGGGGAGGGGGGAUUUUUCCUUUUGAUAGUGCGAGCAGGUGAAGUUCGAGUUGAAGCGGGUGAAGUCGAUCCGGUUAGGGGACGACUGGGCGCAGCGGGAGGAGGAAUACAUGACAAUCAACUUGAAAGUGCGAAAGCUGGAAGAUUUAACGGCGGACUACGCCAAGCAGAUCCGGGUACUAGAAUCCGACGUGAAAAAGAAGGAGAUGAAAACCAUGGAAUACCUGUUCGACAAGACGCAGUGGGAAACGAAAUUUAUCAAGUGCAAAAAUGUCUGGGUCUGGAAGUAGAAUACAAACUUGUGAUGCGCAUUUCAGAACACAGAAAAACCUCUCAUGCAUAGGCAGCAAAAGAUGCCCACUUUCUGUCACCAAAAUCAGGGAGUUGCCAUGCGGAUUCGGCAUUGGGAACGCUUCUCGAAACCUGUGAUGCCAGAGCUUCCAUGCCAGACCAUCUGCGUCAUGCAAAAACAGCAUGACCUUCCAGACCCAGACAUAUUUGCAAUUCAUAGCAUUCAACCGCAUGCAAAACCGGAUCCGGGAACUGGAACUGAUCAACCAGAGCAACCAGCCGGUCUCGCCGAAGGGGAGGAAUUCCUCGGGUAAAACAGCGGGAGAUAGUAGUGCAAGUUCCUCGUCGAACAAAGCGCAGCCACAGUCGAAGCGAGAGAAGAACUUGGAGGCCAUCGUGGAGGGCAUGGAAACGGUGAUCAAUAAGUUGAAGAAAGACAACCACCGUCAGAUACAGGAGCUGGAAAGGCACCAUAAGGAAGGAAAGAAACAAGGUUUAGAUUUUUUUUGUUAUGCAUGACCUGUUAAAGCUGCAAGUAGAAACUUGUGUCAACAUGCAAAAAUUCUGUCGCUCGAUAACGAUAUAGACACGUAUCACAAAUGAAAAAAGGUGCCCUCCUCGCGGAGAACCAGCGCUUGAAGCAGCAGAUCGAGGAUCAGGCGAACAACAACUCCUCCAAUACUAUGGACUUCGGGAAAAAGAUAAAACAGCUGCACGACCAGAUCGAGGUUGCAAAUUUGAAAAACGCCGAACUGGAGCAGUUGAUCAACAAGUACGAGCCGAAACUGGAGCUGCAACAGGAGCAGAUUGAGGAGCUGCACAUGCUGCGGCAGGAGGACAAGGAGGCUUUGGACGUUGCCCAGGAACUGAUGCAGGACGUGACGCAGACCGAGGAACGGUAUCGAAAAAUCGUGACGGAAAACAAGGAUAUGCAAGAAAAAAACUCUGUAAGUGUAAGUCCGUGAUGCAGAAAAUGCAAAACAGUUACGCUUGUCAUGCUUCACAUGCAUGAUAGGCUCGCUUCCUACGUGUUUUCCCACCCUAUCUGCGCAUGACAAGUUUUUCCUAUCAUGGCAGACAAACUUGUCAUGCUGUUUUCCCAAGAGACCUACACUAACACAGUUUUUUCCUUCGAUAAAGGAGUUCAAAAAAGCGGUGGAAAAGUACGAAAACCGCGAGUUCAAGGAGAAACUGGAGGUGAUGGAAAUCUUUUUCGCUUCCGGCCGCCCGUUGUUGCAGCAAUCCAUGGAGAUUUUGAAAACGCUGCGGGAAAAAUACCCGUCCUUGGCGAUUCCACCAAGACUAGUGGAAGCCAUGGAAAGCUUGAACGUCGCGGCGGCGUGACGAGGUCCUUGACGGGGAAGAAGUAAAAAUAGCAACUUCAUCUACCGGGUCGUGUUCUUGAAAGUGAAGCUGUCGGCGGGUCGGGAGUGCUGACGGUAUUGGGAAGUUGUACUAGGGAAAAAUAAUGAUAAUUCUUCAGAAAUGAGGACAAUUGAAAAUUCGAUAAAAAACAGGAGUAAGUCAUGAUUGUGGUGAAUCAAAUACAUAGCCGGGGCGGAGCAGUGGCCCACGCACUCUUUUUGGUGUCAUGCUCUCUGGUCUUGGAAAGGAUUGUCGUGAAUCACGAUUAGGGUAUUUUCGCAGUGAACUGUUUUUUCUUUUUCCAAAUGAAGUAUCUUUGUAGAUCUGUGUAGGAGUGCCUACAACUUUUUUUCGGGCUGUGCUGCUACGGCGGGAAAAGCGAUUUUAUUGAAGAGCUGUCGGAUGAUAUGUUAUUGAAAUGAAGUCCUCGCCAAGUUUUACAAAUGAAUUUUUACUGCAAAUCUUAUGAGAGUCUGGAAUAAUACAUCAUCAAAAAAAAAGUUUAUUUAUUGAAUUCGCGACCUUGCCGCGCUCUACUCCUUGCAGCACAUAUGCUGGGAGCUUUAAGGCUGACAAAGCUUUGGCUUAUUCGCUCCCGGUCGGUUGCUGGUCUGAGUAUGGUUACAACAGGUUUGAUUGCGGUUACUGUUUGAAGAUGCCUGCCUUUUCGCUUCCUUUUCUAUGCAAAUGCUUUUUUUUUCGCGUAUUCUCGCCGGAAUGCGCUGGAAAGUCCAGAUAUGGUCAAUUUACCAAAAGUCUUGAAGUCAAAAUGCUUGAAGUUUUACGAAAUUCAAUGCCCAAAAAUAAGUAAGAAAAUAGUAUCGCUCGAUAGUAUCUCUCUAACGCAAGAAUUGCCUGAUUGAAGUCUUUGUCUUUUUUUGGUCUUUUUUCCGAAUCUCUCAACUUCAAUCGCGAAUUGUCGAAAGAAAUCAAAAAGUUACGCAAUGCAAAAGUUUAGUUUACUUUACGAAUAAGUCGAAAAAUGUGUACAGCACGCGCUAGUAUUGAUUCCUGUCCGACGGCCAAGGAAGUACGUACUAUCAAUCUCGCGUGCCCGCCAGAUUUCUUUGUUCAGGUAAAGAAAAAAGAGCCCAAAGUUAGAGGAAAGACAAGCGCCUUCUGGUCCCUCAC